Molecule: messenger RNA, 1441 nt
Organism: Aspergillus alliaceus
Lineage: Eukaryota; Fungi; Ascomycota; Eurotiomycetes; Eurotiales; Aspergillaceae
Exons: 6
Coding region: 378-1361 (327 amino acids)
Source: RefSeq, a predicted model, not a curated record
CUGAAUUUCCUUCUCGAGUGGUCACAUCAAAUUUUGUGCGCGUGCCUCCCGCUUUGAUUUCGAACGGAUUGAAACGGUCUCGAAUGGACUGCAAAGCGGCGUUGCGCUGAUUUCGAUUGUGCGCGGCAGCGCCACUCUUCGCAUCCUGUUGCUUUUGCUUUUUAGACUGCUGCGGCCUCAGCACCCCGCUCUCACGGAGAGAGGCCUUGAGCUGCUUCAACUGCGACGGCGGCAUAUUUGCGUGCUGAAAUUGACGCAAAAGCGUUCUCUUCCUCCACCGAAAUUUUUGGAGCGGCGGCAAUAUGUCCGAAAAAAGUUAUAUUCACCGCCUUAAGGUGGAGCAUUCUGCCGAUCUUUUCUGGUCUUCAAACUGAGCCAUGCCCUCUCAAUUGAACGAUAGGUUACUGUGGCUAUGUCUAGGUAUUUCUCUGUUCUUCGCCGUUCGCGGGAUAGUCACGGACCUUCGCCAGGUGCACGACUUGACGGAGAUUAAGAAUGUCGAGAAGGAAGACAAGAUGAUCAGCGAGGGCACAGAGGAAGCCCUCAAGCUAGAUACAUUACUUAAGCUCUCUGAAAGCACGAGUUAUGAUCUCCGUGCAGCUGCUCUACGUAUUAUUGCGGAAAGAUCUACAAAGGGAGAGACUCGGGACUUGCUUUUGAGAGACCUUGCGAGCAAGAACAGAGAAAGACGAAGCAAGGCUCUUGGUGCAAUGUAUUUUUUAGUCUCGAAUCGCUCACUUUCCCGAACCUCCGUGUGUACACGACUCAAAGACCUUCCCACCUACAACGCUCUUGUCGACUGUCUCUGUAACUUCCUCGACGAACAUUCUGAAGAAACCUCCACCACCGUAUCGCCUAUCUUGCCCAAAACAAGGCCUCUAGGGGAGAAGAAGGCACUUGGUACACUAAAUAUAGUCCUUCCAGAAAAUGUACCUGCGGCGCUUGAAGCUGGCAUCGUUAGUCGUUGGCUCUCAAAAUAUCCGUUUCCCUGCGCACUUUCAGAGCCAUCGCGGCGGCAAGAUGUGGUGAUACUUAUGAAGACCUGGUGGUCCGAUGAUACUCUUAUGAGUUCAAUAUUCAGCACUCUCUCUUCCCAUCCGGAGGGCACGAAGCAAUUACGAAAGUAUGGCUUGAUGGGAAGCAUGAUUGAGGAAAACGACCAAGAUGACGAUGACAGUGACAUAUGGAUGGUAGAUGGGGAUGAUACAGCCGGCUCGAGUCGAAUGCCAGGGAGGCGUCUCCGAGAACGGAGCGCUGAGGAACAGGCUGUGAGAAGACGCAGGAGAGAAGCGAUGGUGUUGAGUGAUGGAGCACGGCCCCUCGGUCAUGACGAUAUUAUUCAACUACCUGUCUCCGAAUGAUUGAUGAUGGACUUUCUAUAAUGUUAUCUGCGUUUUGGGAGGACAGAGCCUCGCCGACUCGGUGGUCGCAUCGCGUGUUU